AUGUUGGAACUCAAGUAUCUGAUACUUGUGGUUUUGGCCCUGGCGUUGUCGCCAAUAACCGAACGAUGUGUAGCCGACGAACUAGAAGGCGAAGGAGAAAUAAUAAAAACAUUUACGGUUGACGCAACCGUCGACGGUGGCAGCAAAGAAGGAGCAGUUACUGAUGAUAAGGCAGCUGUAAAUGCAGAAGAACGAAUUAAAUUAGAUGGAUUGAAUGCUGCACAGUUAAAGGAACUGAAAGAACAGGCAGAAACAUUUACUUUCCAAGCUGAAGUUAAUCGAAUGAUGAAACUUAUUAUCAACUCGUUAUAUAGAAACAAAGAAAUUUAUUUAAGAGAACUUAUUUCAAAUGCGUCAGAUGCUUUAGAUAAAAUAAGAUUAUUGGCGUUGUCUAAUACUAAUCUUUUAGAUGCAACUAAUGAACUUUCUAUCAGAAUAAAGGUGAACAAAGAAUCCGGGAUGUUGCAUAUAACUGAUACAGGAAUCGGUAUGACCCGCGAAGAUUUGGUAAAAAAUCUGGGUACCAUAGCUAAAUCUGGUACUGCUGAGUUUUUAAGUAGUUUGAACUCUGGAGAAGGUCAAGAUAAGAAUAUGAAUGACAUGAUUGGACAAUUUGGUGUUGGAUUUUAUUCUGCUUUUCUUGUUGCUGACAAAGUUUUGGUUACCACCAAGCACAAUGAUGAUAAACAAUAUAUAUGGGAAUCAGAUGCCAACAGUUUUUCUAUUGUUGAAGACCCUAGAGGACCAACACUUAAGAGAGGAACUCAAAUUAGUUUACAACUGAAAGAGGAAGCUAUUGAUAAUUUAGAAAUAAAUACUCUGAAAAAUUUGGUGAAAAAAUACUCUCAGUUUAUCAACUUCCCUAUUUAUUUAUGGUCAAGCAAAACUGAAACUGUAGAUGAACCAAUUGAAGAAGACGAGCAACCAGAAAAUGAAGAAAAAUCAGAAGACGAUGAUGCAGCAGUAGAAGAUGCUAAAGAAGAAACACCAAAAACCAAGAAGGUAGACAAAACUGUUUGGGAUUGGGAAAUCCUUAACAACCAUAAACCUAUAUGGACUCGUAAACCUGAUGAUGUAGAAGCAAAUGAGUAUGAUGAAUUUUAUAAGGCGCUAACUAAAGAUACCAAGGAUCCACUGACUUAUACACAUUUUAAUGCUGAAGGCGAAGUAUCGUUUAAAUCCUUGCUUUAUGUUCCAUCUGCUCAACCAUCAGAUACCUUUAACAAAUAUGGUACAGUAACAGACAACAUUAAGCUUUAUGUUAGAAGAGUAUUUAUAACAGAUGAGUUUACUGAUUUAUUGCCAAAGUAUUUAAGUUUCCUUCAAGGAAUUGUAGAUUCAGAUGAUUUACCAUUGAAUGUCUCUCGUGAAGUUUUACAACAACAUAAGUUACUUAAAAUCAUCAAGAAAAAACUUAUCCGUAAAGCUUUAGAUAUGCUUAAAAAGUUGGAUGCUGAAUCGUACAAGAAAUUCUGGGCUGAAUAUUCUACAAACAUAAAAUUGGGCAUUAUUGAAGAUCCAUCUAAUCGAGCACGUCUUGCCAAGUUGCUGCGAUUCCAAUCAUCUGUUGAAGAAACUCCUACGUCAUUGGCAGACUACGUAAAACGUAUGAGUGAAAAGCAGGAGCAUAUUUAUUACAUUGCUGGUUCUAGCAAGGCAGAACUUGAACGUUCUCCUUUUGUUGAGGGCAUUAUUCGCAAGGGAUAUGAAGUACUGUACCUAAUUGAAGCUGUAGACGAAUACACAUUGUCAGCCAUUCCAGAGUUUGAAGGUAAAAAGUUCCAAAAUGUGGCUAAAGAGGGUGUUUCUCUUACUGAAAAUAAAGAAAAGGCUGAAGAAUUGAAAGUCCAAUUUGAACCACUUACAAAAUGGUUUGGCGAAAAUGCUCUUAAAGAUCAAAUUUCAAAAGCAGUCGUAUCAGACCGCUUGGCUGAAUCACCAUGUGCUCUUGUUGCUGGAAUGUUUGGUUGGACUGGUAAUAUGGAAAGAUUAGCCUUAUCUAAUGCUCACCAAAAAGCUGAUGAUCCACAAAGAGAGUUUUAUUUAAAGCAACGUAAAUCUCUUGAAAUAAAUCCUCGUCAUCCUCUUAUAAAGGAUUUGUUAAGAAGAGUAAGAGAUGAUCCUGAAGACCAAAAAGCAAAGGAUAUUGCAGUUAUGUUAUUUAGAACAGCAACAUUGAGGUCAGGAUUCAUGCUCCAAGAAUCUGCAGAUUUUGCUGAAAGUGUUGAAGCUCUAAUGAGGCAAUCAUUAGGCAUUCCAUUAGAUGAAAAAGUCAGUUAUGAUGAUGAAGAAUCAGUUGGUGAACAACCUGUAGAAGAAGAAGAGGAAGAUAAAGAAGAACAUGAUGAAUUAUAA
Messenger RNA from Macrosiphum euphorbiae (potato aphid), 2355 nucleotides. Lineage: Eukaryota; Metazoa; Arthropoda; Insecta; Hemiptera; Aphididae. The record is from the annotation of a GenBank genome assembly.